UCAGUCUUCCCCACCAUGGGCUGCCCUUAGGGGCAGCUGAAAGCUGAGACACCAGGAUCUGUUCCCAGGCUGGGUGUCCCAGGGUGCCGGUCCCUGCUCCCAGCUCUGCUGGGCAAGGGCUGGCAGUGUCCCGGAGCUGGAAGGGCAGGGGAGACAUUGGGGCUGUUUAACCAUUAAACCUGGGGCGUCUUGGAAGAGGCGGGGACACUGGCUUCCCUGCCACUUCACCCUGUACCUUGCUCCCUCUCGCAUUCCCUGGAGCCAUGAAGCAAACAAAAGGUAUGUGCCAGGGCAGUGGGGCUUCCUCCUGUGGAGACCCCUCCCCACAUGCACGGUCCAGGACCUGCUUCUGCACAGAGCAAGGCAAUGUCCAAUUGCAGGCCACAGAAAGGAGUUAGAGGCACCCAGGAAAAUGCAGAUGGACAUUGUGGGGGUGCUUGGCAGGAAUUCCUUCUCCUCGGUUUUGGGGGUCCUUGUGCUUGAAGAGGUGGGGAGGGGUUUUGUGGGGACAUGAGCAGGGGAAGUCUCUGCCCCCAUCUCCUGACUCCAGCCAGCUCUCUGGGGCCCUGGUGAUCCUUCUUAUCCCUCACUCAAAAGCCCCAGGACUAACCUUCAUGUGCAUACCACUGCCUGGCCCUACUUUGCCCUUGGUGCUACAGGACCCCACUGGGCUGGGCAGUGGGUGCUUGUUGGAUCCAAGCAGCAGGUGUCCUGCUGCUUUGAAAUGCAAGAGGACACAGGUAUCAGGACCAAGCUCUGAGCUGUGCCUGGCCGUGGCAUGUAGCUGGGGGACAGAGGGGCCAGGGGAGCUGCAUGGACUUGGCAAAGCCAUUUCACCUGGCGUGGCAUGCUCAGCCUGCGAAUGGCCAAGCCCUGAGCACUCGAGAGCAUCGGGUCUGCUCCCAGCCUGCCAACGCCUGCACUGAUCUCUCCUCUCACUCUACAGGGCUCGAGGGUGACAAGAAGUCCAUGAUAAAAUUUGAAUUUAACCCCAAAGAUGGGAUAGACAACCCUGCCUUGUCACUGUCUGAGGACACGGAUGGCGAGGGUGUGUGGGAGCCCCGCUUCUACCUCCUGAGCAAGGACAGCACAGAGGCCUUCGGCUUCUGCCUCCACAAGGAACUGGGCUGCGAGGGCCACAUUGUCCGGCAGGUCAAACUGGGGGGGCUGGCUCAGCGAAGGGGGCUGCAGGAUGGAGACCGGCUCCUCCAGGUCAAUGGCCACUUUGUGGACGACAUGGACCACCACAAGGUGGUGCAGAAGAUCAAGGCCAGUGGGAACCAGGUCCUGCUGGCGGUGCUGGACAGCAAAUCCUAUGAAGCAGCCAAAGCCCUGGGCAGGGACCUGUCCCAGAUGCUGCCAACCGAUGUCCGCCCACGCCUCUGCCACAUCGUGCGGGACAAAAGCGGUUUUGGCCUCAGUGUGUCAAGUCCAGAAGGUGUGAGGGGCACCUUCCAGCUGUCGGUGCAGCAGGACGGGCCAGCAGCGAGAGCAGGAGUGCCACCAGGCUCCUGGCUCCUGGAACUGAAUGGGGCCAGCGUGAAGAACUACUCACACACACAGCUUGCUCGAAAGCUAAAGCAGAGCGGCAGCAAGGUGACACUGUUGGUGGCAUCCAGUGCUGUGGAGGAGUUUUACCGCCUGCAUGGCCUGAGGGUCACAGCUACCUUGGCAGACACCUCCUGGCUUCCCUUCAAGGUGCGGGAGCUGCACAUGGUGAAGGGUCCAGCUGGCUACGGGUUUCUGCUCAAAGAGGAUGACUGCAGCUCGGGGACCACAGGCCAGUUCCUGUGGGACGUGGAUGACGGGCUGCCAGCCGAGCAGGCAGGGAUGAAGGAAGGGGACCGUCUCCUGGCUGUGAAUGGUGAGAGCAUCGAGGGGCUGGACCACCAGCAGACAGUGCUCAGGAUCCGUGCUCAUGAUGACCAGGUGACACUGCUGGUUAUCGACCCUGCUGGUGAUGAGUUCUACCAGUCGAUUGGGCUGUUCCCUCCGCUGUUCUUUGAGGACAAUGACCCUGCCUCAGGUUCCCACACAACCUCUCUGCCCUCUCCCAAUGGUUCCCCUGGACUCUGUCCUGUUGAGGUGGGACCAAAGGGACCUGUCUCCUGGCUGAUGUCUGCUGCCAACAGUAUAGAGAUCACACAGAGCUCACGCCAGGUGGAGCAGAAGAGGCUGCACCAGGCAUUCUAGCAGCCCAGGCGUGUCCUGCCUCUGGCCAGGCUCCCCCACAUAGUGCCUCGACCCAGGCCACAUCAGCCCAUCGUGCCCCCACCUGGCUCCCUGGAGAGCACAGUGCUGCCCAGCAUGGCCUUUGCACACACAGCUGCUGUGUCUCCACGCCCACGGCGAGGCUUAUGGCAUCACACCUCCAAGAGAGUCAUCUCCACUGGCCGAGCUUGUAUUAACUGUGGCGGUGGCUUCUAACCUGAAGACAGAUCUGUGUCUUUGCUUGCCCGGCUGCCUCUGUUGGUAUGUAGGGACAUUGCACUGAAGCCCUUGCCCAGCUCCAGGCUCUGGGAGAUCUCAGGAGAGCCUAGGCACUGCCCUCCACACCAUGACCCAGAGAAGGGGGAGCCUGAGGCUUGGCUCAGCCCAGGGCUGGCCUUAUGGCUGCUGUGUGAAGGGCAGGGGAGCAACAGAGGCCAACAGAGUACUGGAGAAACCCCUCACCCCCCAGCCUGUUGGCUCAGGUCUGCACCUGCAUGGAUGUCUCACUCGUGUUCCUCCUCUCAUCCUGUCUGUGAAUCUGGGGGCAAUGAGCGUCUGCUUCCCAUCAUAGCACUGUUCCCGUGUCACCCACUCCAGGUGCCAUUAAAGGACAAAUCCACACUGUUGCUGGUGCGGGUGAUGUUAUGGAGAGGAUUGUGACUCAGCAGUGCAUCCCUGAGCUCUGCAGCUGAGUGAUGGUCCUGUCCCUCUCUGCUAGCGCCUGGGUGGCAGUCUCCUGGCUCUGCUGGCUUUCCCAGAGCCCAAUGGCUGUCGGGUGCAGGGACAGAUGCAGGGGACUCUGAGUACAUAGGCACGGGAGCCUGGUAUGGCAGAGGGCUCUGGGACAGGGGCGGGAUCACAGCAUCGCCUGUACAGUCAGCAUCUCUCAAGGUUGGGGAUGACCCUGGGAACAGGGUCAGGCUUUGUCCUUCAGCUGCUGCUGUGCUGAGAGCACAGGGUGAAUGACUCCCAUCUCCCCUCACUCCACCCGAAAUGCACUUUCCUACCCUGGAGCGAACCCCAUCCCCACCCACCGGAGGGGGGCAGGCAUGUUGGGGAGCCCUACCAAGCUCUUCCUGCAGGCUCUUCACCUUGACCUCCAAGCACUGGCUGUGGGCUGCUGUCUGCUUCUGCAGCUCCUGGUAUUGCUGGGUCCUUUUGGGAGCCAGGGAAGGGAGAAGGGGACAAAUGUGGUAACUGUAGGAAGCACAAGCAGGUGGUCCCUGCACUCAGAGCCCAUCACCUGUGGCCAGGCAGGGGCUCCAGCAAGACCUGACCUGAGGGCUCCCCUUGCAGGGUGACGCAUCAGAAGCAAUGGUGCGUGCACCCUUUCCCUGGUUGGCAGGGCUGUGACAGUGCCAGGGUGGGGGCAGGAGGGAGCCCUGGAGGGAAACUUUUACCUCUCUGUUGAGCGUGGGAGAGUGAAAAUGAGCACGGAGUUUUGCAUGUGGCGAAGACCGCAAACCUCUGGCUGAGGUUUUACCUCUACUAAAAUCAGCCCCUUCUUGAGCACUAACGGAAACAGCGAGGCAAUGACUUUUACAGGCAAAGAAGGCUCUGACUCUGUGGUCUCCUCUGCCUGUGCUGAGCGCAGGCAACUGGGGUGCAUGGGAGGGAGCAGGACUAGCCAACGGCAGGGUGGUUUAGGGCUGAGCAGUCAAGGCCAAAGAGAGAGGUGAGGUUCCUGGGGCUGGACCAGGGACAAGGGUGGGGGCCGAUCCCCUGUGUACGGGCGCAGAAGCUGGCGUGCAGCUUGUGCACACCCAUGCACACGCGUCUGAAAGCGCUGCCCAGCCACGCAGAGCUGCACAAUCAGAGGAGUGUCAGCGUGUGUGCGGGCCUGGCAGCUGGCUGACAGACACUGUGGGACACACAGAAGGGAAGGGGAGCACACAUCCCAAGCAAAAGCACCAUUUGCUUGAAGUCUCACACAUAAAUAUGACCAUGACUUGGAGUGAAUCGUGCCCAAAGAAGCAGAUAGGUGGGAAUGUAGU
Columba livia (rock pigeon) is the source of this 4205-nucleotide messenger RNA. It is a transcript of the gene NHERF4, whose product is annotated as NHERF family PDZ scaffold protein 4. Lineage: Eukaryota; Metazoa; Chordata; Aves; Columbiformes; Columbidae. The record is from RefSeq and is a predicted model, not a curated record. Gene Ontology annotation, cellular component: apical plasma membrane. Gene Ontology annotation, biological process: protein localization to plasma membrane. The coding region runs from base 814 to 2193 and encodes 459 amino acids. Gene Ontology annotation, molecular function: protein-membrane adaptor activity; signaling receptor binding. The transcript is spliced from 9 exons.